UGCUAUUUCUCCUUUCAUUCUGAUUUUCUUCUUUAGUGAAAACAAAAACGAAGAGAAACAUUGACGCAUUUGAGAAUAUUGUUUCUGAGCAGACAGCAGAUAUUUGUGAUUUUUGAAACUUGCUCAGAAAGAGAAAGUAAAGUUCAGAUUGCCGGAGCUCAAACAGUGAAAAUGGUUUCAUCAGCUGAAUAUGACUAUAAUUGUCCCAUGUGCUGUGAAAUCUUCAAGACUCCUGUUCUUUUAUCAUGUAGUCACAGUGUCUGUAAAGAGUGUCUUCAACAGUUCUGGAGAACCAAGAAAACUCAGGAGUGUCCUGUCUGCAGGAGAAGAUCCUCAAGAGAACAACCUUCAGCAAAUCUGGCAUUACAAAACUUAUGUGAGUCGUUCCUGAAGGAGAGAAAUGAGAGUCGUUCAUCAGGAUCUGAGGAGAUCUGCAGUUUACACAGUGAGAAACUCAAACUCAGCCUGCACAGACAGCCUGCGUUUGAUUUUGCUUUACUUCACAAAAACACAUCAAUCAUACAUUUAAACCAAUAAGUGAAGUAGUUCCUUCAUAUAUUCGUUUCGGGAUGGCGACGAAUCUGCUUACAGACAGGAAGUUGAGCAGCUGUCUCUCUGGUGCAGUCGCAACAACCUGGAGCUCAACACGCUCAAAACGGUAGAGAUGAUGGUGGACUUCAGGAGAAAGCCCCCUGCACUCACCCCUCUCACCAUCAUGAACAGCACUGUGGCUGCAGUGGACUCAUUCAAGUUCCUAGGAACUAACAUCUCCCAGGACCUGAAGUGGGACAUUCACAUUGACUUCAUUGUGAAAAAAGCCCAGCAGAGGUUGUACUUUCUUCGUCAACUGAAAAAGUUCAAUCUACCACAGGCACUGAUGACACAGUUUUACUCCGCUGUCAUUGAGUCAGUUCUGUGCUCUUCUAUAACUGCCUUGUUUGGGGCAGCCAGUAAAUCAGAUAUAAGAAGACUGCAACGGACUGUUAGGACAGCAGAAAGAAUCAUUGGUGUGCACCUGCCCAACCUUCAGGACUUACAUCUCCAGAGUGAAGAAACGGGCAGGAAACAUCAUCCAAGACCCUUCUCACCCCGGACACAACCUGUUUGCACUUCUCCCCUCAGGCAGACGCUACAGAUCCCUGAGCACUAAAACAUCUAGACAUAAAAACAGCUUUUUCCCAAAUGCCAUCUCCAGUUUAAACAGAUAAACACAAACAUUACCUGGGUUCUACAAUUCAUUAUGCAUUUCUUCCUCCAUUUCUAAUUAUUGUCUCUUUCUGUAGUAUUGUUAUGUAAACUUCUGUAGUAUUAUUAUGUAAGUACUCAUGCACAUCUCUUAUUUAUAUAGCUGUAUAUAGAAAAUAUAAUGCACAAUCCUGUACAUAAAUCAUCUGUUCCAGUUUCAUACAUUAUUAUUUAUUUUUAAGUUUUUAUUUUAUUUAAAUGUUGUAUGUAUGUAUGUAUGUAUGUACCAGGAGCACCUUAAAAAAACCACAACAAAUUCCUUGUGUGUUUGCGCACAAUUGGUGAAUAAAGCUAAUUCUGAUUCUGAUAAGGAAGAGCUCAAUACAUCACUGAAGUCCUUACGGGAGAAACUUAAAAAGAGAGAAAACAUGCAAGGAGAGUUUGAGAAAACAGUUCAACACAUCAAGUCUCAAGCUGAGCACACAGAGCGUCAGAUUAAAACAGCAGUUUGAGAAGCUUCAUCAGUUUCUCAGAGAUGAAGAAGAAGCUACAAUCACUGCACUGAGAAAGGAAGAGGAGCAGAAGAAGCAGAUGAUGAAGGAGAAGCUGGAGGAGAUGAACAGACACAUCUCAGCUCUUUCACACACAAUCAAAGACACGGAGGAGAUGAUGAAAGCCAAUGACGUCUGCUUUCUAAAGGAGUUUCCAGUCACGAUGGAAAGAGUCCAGAUCUCACAGCCGGAUCCACAGACUGGAGCUUUGAUUCAUGUGCCACGUUACUUGGGCAACCUGCCGUUCAGAGUCUGGAAGAAGAUGAAGGACAUUGUCCAAAACACUCCUGUGAUUCUGGAUCCAAACACUGCAUAUGCAGAUCUCGUCCUGUCUGAUGAUCUGACCAGUGUGAGAAACAGCGAGCACAGUCAACCGCUUCCUGAUAAUCCAGAGAGAUUCAACAGGUAUUUCUGUGUUCUGGGUUCAGAGGGUUUUAACUCAGGAACACACAGCUGGGAUGUGGAGGUUAAAGAGAGUUCAAUCUGGAGUCUUGGAGUAACUACAGCAUCAAACCAAAGGAAGGGAAAUGAUUUCUUUAACACUGAUGUCUGGAGUGUGCAGUAUGGUCUGAUCACUUUGGUUUUCAUGUUAAACAGGAUCUUGAGCGUGUAAGAGUUGAUCUGAACUAUAACAGAGGAACGGUGUCAUUCUCCGAUCCUGUAACUAAC
Labeo rohita (rohu) is the source of this 2405-nucleotide messenger RNA. Its product is annotated as E3 ubiquitin-protein ligase TRIM35-like. The transcript has 7 exons. NCBI's taxonomy places the organism in Eukaryota, Metazoa, Chordata, Actinopteri, Cypriniformes, Cyprinidae. The coding region runs from base 1777 to 2349 and encodes 190 amino acids. The record is from RefSeq and is a predicted model, not a curated record.